Monodelphis domestica (gray short-tailed opossum) is the source of this 1119-nucleotide messenger RNA. The record is from RefSeq and is a predicted model, not a curated record. NCBI's taxonomy places the organism in Eukaryota, Metazoa, Chordata, Mammalia, Didelphimorphia, Didelphidae.
AUGUCCGUCUCCUCAUGUGGCCGCCUCAAGGGGCGCCAUCGCCUUAGCGGUGCCCACUCUUUGCUGCCCUGGCCGGUCCUCUCCUUCGGUGUUCCAGGCCCUCAGAGGGUCCCCGAAGCCUCUCCUCGGCCGACAUGGCGGACUCGGCCUUGUCCCUCCCCUCCCCCCGCCGGGGCCCCGGGAGCGCUGGCGCCGCCUCCACCCUUCUGGGGAAGGACCCCCGCUCAGCACCCGGAGCGCCUGCAUCGACGCCCGCCCUUCUGCCUGGGGAUGCGGGGCACUGAGAGCGGCCCCUCCUCCAGGCCGGAUGCAGUCCGGGUCGGCUUGGCCAUCACGGGCGCAGGGCCCGCCUACAGUGGCCAGCCAGAGCCUGUCGCAGACGAUCUCCCGAAGCGGCGGGGCCCGGAGCGAGGGAAGGAGCAAGCCGACAAGGGGGCGCCUGCAUUUCCGCCCGAAGGACAGAUCAGGAGGUCCGGAGGGCUGCGGAAGAGCCUCGCCUACUCGCGGGCCGCGCCUCAGCGCCCUCCUCGCCGGGUGGCCCUGGGCCAGUCAUCGCCCCUCUGGGCCUACGAGCAACGGCGGCCAUCCCGGGGGCGCCCCUUGGACACUCCAGAAGUGUCGGCCCUGGUGCGCGUGUCCGGCGGCCUGCCGGGCUCCGGCCGUGCCCGGGCACCCCCACGGGCGCUCAGCCGCCCGGCACGUCCGGCCCUGAACGUGGAAGGCUUGGAUGAAGUGGCAGACAAGCAGGCGGGUCCCAGGCGGGACUUCCGUGAAGCGCCGCCAGCACGGGGAGAGCCCCACGUCGGGCCCGGCGACGGCGCUGAGCGCGGGUCGGCUUUGGCCGCUGAGGACGCCUUCAGGGCUCUGCGCUCAAAAGGCAGCCUUGACCCGGCCCGGCCACCCGAGGCAGGAGGGCCGGAAGAGAGGUCGGCCGUUCCCCAGGCUCCGGAAGCCAAGGCCGGGGCUGGAGGUGAGCAAGGCCGGCUGGGCGGCAGGGAGCAGGAGCGGGCCAGCCGCGAGCCGCAGCCUGGUGCGCCUUCUCAGCGGGGGGGGCUCGGCCAGGCCGCGCUUUGCCGGGCUCUUCCUCUUCUGGACCUUCUCAGCGAGUCCCUUUUCUAG